This is a messenger RNA of Solanum tuberosum (potato), 894 nucleotides long. RefSeq names its product glutathione S-transferase U17-like. Gene Ontology annotation, molecular function: glutathione transferase activity. Gene Ontology annotation, biological process: glutathione metabolic process. The record is from RefSeq and is a predicted model, not a curated record. Gene Ontology annotation, cellular component: cytoplasm. Lineage: Eukaryota; Viridiplantae; Streptophyta; Magnoliopsida; Solanales; Solanaceae. The transcript has 2 exons. Bases 38 to 733 code for a protein of 231 amino acids.
UCACUUUAUUACAUUUUCAUUGUUCUCCUCUUUGAUCAUGGCUAGAAAUGAUUUGAAAAUAUUAGGAGCAUGGCCUAGUCCAUAUGUCAUGAGGACUCGUAUUGCUCUUAACAUCAAAUCUUUGGCCUAUGAUUUCUUGGAGGAACAAUUUGGUACUAAAAGUGAACUUUUACUUAAAUCAAAUCCAAUUUACAAGAAAAUUCCAGUUCUAAUUCAUGAUGGAAAGCCCAUUUGUGAAUCUCUUAUUAUUGUUCAAUAUAUUGAUGAAAAUUGGACUAAUUUUGGUCAUUCUAUUCUUCCCUCUCAUCCUUAUGAUCGUGCCAUUGCAAGAUUUUGGGCAUCUUACAUUGAUGAUAAGUGGUUUCCAGCACUGCGUGGCGUGGCAGCAACACAAGAAGAGAACGCAAAAAAGGCAGCAACAGAGACUGUGAUCGAAGGCCUAGUGUUGUUGGAAGAUGUCUUCAAGAAUUGCAGCAAAGGCAAGAAGUUCUUUGGUGGAGACAAAAUCGGAUACUUGGACAUUGCACUUGGUUGCUUCUUGGGUUGGCUGAAGGUGAACGAGAAAUUAAACAACGUAAAUCUGCUUGAUGAAUCCAAAACUCCGGGUUUAUACAAAUGGGCUGAAGAUUUUUGUGGUGAUAGUGUUGUCAAAGAUGUCAUGCCUGAAACUGAUAAGCUUGCUCAGGCUGCUAAGGUCAUUUGGGCAAAAAUUAGAGCUCAAGCGUCUAGCUAAAUUCGUAUGUUCUUCUUUUGAUCAUGAUGUGUUUAGACUAUGACGUCUUGAUAGUUAUUUUCAAUCUACAUUUGGUCUUUUUGAAAGGGAUAAAUAGUACAUUGACAUUGUGUAAUAAGCUAUUCAGCAAAGAUCUACUAGUCACUACUCCUUCCGUUCCA